AUGAAAACGGUUUCUUCCUCUAGGCGUGUGCUUCCUGUCAAAACAAGCACCGAAGACUCUUCAUCCUCAGUGGACCUAAGUCACAACGACGAAGAUGAUGAUCAAAGUUUGGUUUCUCAUUCUCAACAACACCUCAAUACGAAACCACCCAUCUCUUCCAUCAAAUGCAUGCUCAUUCUUCUAGUUACAACUGCCAUUGUUGCUGCAGUGGCCUUUCUCACGUCCAUUUGGAUUUCUUGUUUCAGCUCAAGUGUUUCAACCAUGAGUCAAGAUUUAAUGUCACAACAUUUCUACAAAAUCAUUACCUUUACCGAUGAAACAUUCAAACAAGUCAUCAUGACAUCUGAAAGCGCCAAAAACACCAUGUGGUUCGAUUUGAAUUAUAACAACACGGAUUAUAUCAAUCGAACGACUUUUAAAAUCUUUAAAUCUGCCUAUCAAUUUUUAUCCACUUUAAUGAUUGAUGCCUAUAUUGGAGAUCCUAAAGGAGGAAAUAAGGGAAUCAUGAUGAUGAAUGGAAUUCCGAGUAUUUUGCUAGUCAAUGAAAGUGGUCAAUAUUGGACCUAUUGUGACAACUUUCAAAUGCAUGAACAAUGUUUGACCAAGUCCUCAACGCCAGAUGUCACUCUACCUCCAUUCGAUAUGAGUGGUUUGUUAGAAAUUGCUCAAAAUCAUGCCAAUCGACCAAGAUUUACCAUGUCGUAUACAGAUCCAACAUUACCAACCAUUACAUUUUUGAGUUUGGUCAAUUCAAAACCUGCUCAAGCUCCUAUUGCUUAUGGAAAACCUGCUUUUGAAUGGUAUUUUGGUUUUGAUAUUACUGUGACCACCAUUUCUGAAUAUUUCAAACAAAUUACAGAUGAUAUUGGAGGUUCUAUGGCUUUUGCAAUUGAAACUUCUACUGAUUAUAUUGUUGCAUCAAGUUUCCCAACCAUAGCUGUCACCAUUUGGGAUGCCAACGGAAAUCAAAAACGAAAAACAGCUCUCGAUUUUGACAUUCCUCUCGUGAACGAUAUUGGAAAAUUUGUCUAUUCUGAACUCUCCCAAAAUCUCUCUUCCAUUCCAUGUAAUUCCUUUCUCCUCAAACAAUAUCAAGAUCGUUAUGUCAAUAUCCAUCGAAUGUGUAACGAUGCAAAUAUUGACUGGAUCUUCAUUUUCAGUGUUCCAAAAUGGAAUUACAUUCAAACCAUGAUCAUUGCCAUUGUUGCAGCUUCUGUUUCGAGUAUUUUCAUUAUUGGAGUGGGAAUUGUUUUGGGAGUGUUUGCUUCAUUGCGUAUUGUGAAACCUUUCCAAAAUUUAAUCUACUUGUUUGAAAGUGUUUCCAAUAUGGAUUUGGAUACAGUUUCCAAUGAUGACACGAAUUUGAGUCAUUUAAAGGAAGUGUAUAUUUUGCAACAACACUUUCAUACAAUGGUUCGAAAAAUUAGAAAAUAUCGAUGUUUCAUUCCACCUCACUUGUUGGCUCAAUUAGAUUCUCUUCAAGAUGAAGAAGGAAAUGAAACUGGCAAAAAAGAUCCAACAGGUGACGGAUCAGCUCCAUCACGACCUUCCAUGUCACAAGAUGCACCUUCUUCUCGUGGUUCACAAUGUUCAAGACGAGCUUCUUCCAUGAAGCAACAAGUUUCCAAAUCAUUGUUUCGAUUGGGUUUGGAAAAGAAGCCCUUGACCAUUGCAUGUAUUCAUUUUGGAGGUUUGGAUUCAUGCAUGGAAGUGUUGAAUGACUCAGAGUUGGUUCCUAUCAUGUCUGACUUCUUUGAUAUUAUUCAGAAAAUCGCAAGAAUGAGUGGUGGUCAAUUGGGUAAUUUUGAAAAUAAUGAAAUGACCAUUUCUUGGAAUUCGACCAGUGACAUUCCGUAUCAUGAAGAAAAAGGAUUGGCUUCUACAAAACAAAUAAUGGAGAAAUUGACACAACUCACCUCCACAAAAUGGAAGAAUAAGGAAAGUCUCGUCAAGAAGGAUCUCUUGAAUGUGGUAAAUUUCAAAGCUGCCAUCGUGUCACAAAUUUGUAAAUCAGGAAAUGUCGGAACUCAAGAAGUCAAGUCCUUCUCCAUUGUCGGAAGUUACAUUCACAAUUUAGAAAUUCUCUUGAAACAUGCUUUCAAAUUGAACAUUUCCAUCGUUGCUUCAGAUGUGAUUCAUGACAAGUGUUCAAAAUCAUUUCAAAUGCGUUAUGUUGGAACUCGAAAAUUAUAUCCUCCAGAAUUUACCAAUCCACCAUCUCUUGUGAAAUUCAAAUCCAAUUCCUCCAUGAAUGACAAGUUAAUGAAAACAAAAUUGUAUGAAAUUGGAGAAUCCAAUAAUAAUGAUAUUCAAGAUGAGUGGAUGUAUGAACUCCAGCAUAAAGAAAGAAAAGAGAAAUGGAAGACGUAUCAUGUUGCUGUUAAUCAUUACAUGGAAAAGCAAUACGAUCAAGCCAUUCAACAUUUUGAGGAAUAUUUGCAUGGAGCUGCAUCUCCUCAUCAAGAAGAUGCUUGUGCAGUGUACUUGUUGAAAAAGUGUUACAAGAAAGAGAAGAAGCAACAAAAGAAGAAUGGUGAAUUAGAGAGUGUGUAA
This is a messenger RNA of Naegleria lovaniensis, 2553 nucleotides long. RefSeq lists its product as uncharacterized. The record is from RefSeq and is a predicted model, not a curated record. The transcript has 2 exons. Lineage: Eukaryota; Heterolobosea; Eutetramitea; Acrasida; Naegleriidae. The coding region runs from base 1 to 2553 and encodes 850 amino acids.